Messenger RNA from Penicillium brevicompactum, 2835 nucleotides. It is a transcript of the gene ura7, whose product is annotated as small subunit rRNA maturation protein UTP4. Gene Ontology annotation, molecular function: protein binding; RNA binding. The record is from RefSeq and is a predicted model, not a curated record. Gene Ontology annotation, cellular component: 90S preribosome; small-subunit processome; t-UTP complex. Lineage: Eukaryota; Fungi; Ascomycota; Eurotiomycetes; Eurotiales; Aspergillaceae. Gene Ontology annotation, biological process: maturation of SSU-rRNA from tricistronic rRNA transcript (SSU-rRNA, 5.8S rRNA, LSU-rRNA). The coding region runs from base 1 to 2835 and encodes 944 amino acids. The transcript has 2 exons.
AUGGAUAUCCACCGUUGUCGUUUCGUUUCAUACAACCCACAGGCAAUCAAUGCGCUUGCAUUCUCACACCCUCCCUCAGCAGACUUGGCUGGACGUGGAAUCCCUACCCUCCGACUUGCGAUCGGCCGUGCAAAUGGCGAUAUCGAAAUAUGGAACCCGAUGCGCGGCGCCUGGUUCCAGGAGACCGUGAUGCGUGGAGGUAAAGACCGCAGUAUUGAAGGACUUGCAUGGACUCUAGACCCCCAAGAGGACGGACCUGAAAAUGCCAAAUUGCCAGGCAAGCUGCGUUUGUUCAGCAUUGGAUACUCUACCGCUGUUACCGAAUGGGAUCUCGAGAACGGUCGCCCACUGCGUCACUCCAGUGGAAACUACGGAGAGAUCUGGUGUCUUGCUGCACAGCCGCGCUGGCAGGCUCCUAAAGGCAAGACUGGGCCCGCUGAGGGCGAAUACACCGGCCAGCACCUUGCUGCAGGAUGUGCAGAUGGUUCUAUUGUGAUUCUGUCUACUGCUGAUAAUGACCUCAAGUUCCAACGACUGAUGCGACCCUCGACUAAAAGAGCGCGAGUUCUGAGUGUUACCUUCCAGAACCGUCAUACCAUUGUCGCUGGAUACGCCGACAGCUCUAUUCGUCUGUUUGAUAUUCGCACAGGAUCGCAGCUUCGAACAAUCUCUCUGGGCAAGGGCCCUACCGGCGGACCGAAGGAGUUGCUUGUCUGGUCAGUCAAGUGUCUGCCUGACGGCACCAUUGUCUCCGGUGACUCGGCUGGUGAAAUCCGUUUCUGGGACGCAAAGAACUACUCGCUUGUCCAGCGGAUACAGGGACAUCUUGCCGACACACUCGACGUGGCAGUCAGCUCCAAUGGUGAUACCGUCAUUAGUGGUGGUGCGGAUCAGCGGACGGUUGUGUACCGUAAGAAGGACGGCGAGAAGGGCGACAAGAAGGGUCGGUGGGCUGAAAUUAUGCAUCGCCGCUACCACACCCAUGAUGUCAAGACAUUUGCCGUCUACGAGACAAAAGACAUCAGUAUCGCCGUGUCUGGAGGCCCCGAUGCGACACCUAUCGUCCUUCCUCUGCGCGAAUUCGGAAAGGAGCACCACCGCAAACUUUCCAGCCUACCCCAAAUCCCACAGCUUACAUCUGCUCCGUCCGCACGUCUGGUGAUGAGCUUCUGGGACAGAGAAGUGAGCCUGUGGCGUGUCUCUCGAGGCCCUACAUCAUUGAAUGAGAACAUCGACGGCCAAAGGCAUAGACUUGUUGGCAAGGUUUUGAUCCAGGGAGAAGAAAACAUUUCUUCCGCAAUGCUCUCUUCCGAUGGCAAGACACUCGCUGUUGCCACUGUCGGUGAAAUCAAGCUGUUCUCCCUCCGCCGACGAAAGGGUGACGAGAAGGGCGCUCUACGUAUUCAGAAAAUCGACGUGCCCAGUGCGCUUUCCAAUGAAGGUGCCCGUCUGGUGACUAUUUCCCCCGAUGGCCGAUGGCUCUCUGUCGUCCGUCCCAACAGUGAGAUCUGUAUGGCACGAAUCCAGCCUAGCUCUACAUCCACCGAGAAGGCACAGGUCAUUCCACAAUUCGCAAAGCUCAAGAGAGCUACACGCCAUGUCCGACACGAAAAGGCAUCUCACGGAUCAUUGGGUGAUUACGAGAGAACUAUACGAUCGGUGGUAUUUUCCGAUGACAGCCAACUCCUGGCAACCGGUGAUAUCUCUGGUUGCGUAGAUACUUGGGCAUUGAGUACAGCAAAGGACUCGACCAACGCUACAACUAAAGCCAACAAGUCCUCUGAUUCUGACGAUGAUUCUUCCGACGACGAGGAGGAGGAGGAGGAAGACAUUAUCAUUGAAGGAGAGCGUUGGUCUACAGCGGCCGCCGAAUCUCCCAUUCCACGCAUGAAGUCCGGCGUCACAUUGAUGUCCUUCCGCCCCAAAGCCGCCCCCACACAAAAGACAUUGACGAAUGGCACACAACAGACUGGCCAAGACAGGCUGAUGGUCCUCACAAGUGAACACCAGCUCGUCGAGUUCAACGCUCGGGAUGGUACAUUGUCCGACUGGUCUAGACGCAACCCCAAGGCAUACCUUCCCGCAGAGUUCCGUGGUGUCAAAGACCGAGCCAUGGGCUGUAUGUGGGAUCUCUUCGAAGGUCGGGAGCGUCUCUGGCUCUACGGCGCUUCAUGGUUGUGGAUGUUUGAUCUACUCCAAGACUUCCCCUCCCCAGAACAAAUCGAAGCCGGUGCGACCAGCACCGAAGAGGGCAAGACUGCAGUCCAGCUUGCCAAAGCAGCGAAGCGGAAGCGCGAAGCCCUCGAAGACGACGAGGAGGAGCGGAGGAAACACAACACCGGUGCCGGUGACCGGGCUCAACAAUCCAAGAUGGAUGUUCACUUCGGCACCAAGGUUCGGAAGAUCGUCGGCAGUGACGAAUCACAAGGAGAGUGGGUUUCCCUUGAUAAAGAACGCACCCGCAUUCCAGGUGAAGACGACGACGCCUACGAGUACGAUGAUGCCUUUGCUGCGACCAACGAGACGACCUUGGCCCGUCUUCGACGUGGGGAUGGAGCUACACCCGAGACCGCAACUCCCCAGAAGGGCUCAAAAGGAGCCGAUAAGACACCGAAGAAGCAACUGGCUGAAAUCAAUGGCGCCUCAGCUCAGCCUGCGCGUCGCUGGUGGCACACCUACAAGUACCGUGAUAUUCUCGGCAUCGCACCUCUCAACACUUUGUCGGGCGACGGUUCCGAUGACCAGGGUCCCAUGGGUAAUCUGGAAGUCGCGGUUGUGGAACGUCCUAUGUGGGAUGUUGAAUUGCCUGGUCGUUAUGUCAAGGACUACGAGUAA